This is a messenger RNA of Endocarpon pusillum Z07020, 846 nucleotides long. RefSeq lists its product as uncharacterized. The transcript has 3 exons. The coding region runs from base 1 to 846 and encodes 281 amino acids. The record is from RefSeq and is a predicted model, not a curated record. NCBI's taxonomy places the organism in Eukaryota, Fungi, Ascomycota, Eurotiomycetes, Verrucariales, Verrucariaceae.
AUGGCCGAGGAACCCAUUGACCUAGGGUCCAUUAAAGAUAGAUAUUUCAUCCCAGAAAUAGACCAGAAACCAUAUGAUAUUUGGAACGAGGUGCUGCAGCCCGGCAGCCACGUCACGCCUGCCGAAGCAGCAAAACGAAUCAACGAACUAUUCCCAGUUCGGAAGCCAGAGGAUACUGAUAAAAGCUAUGCUGAAAAGGCCGAGCAUUUUUUGGAGUACUUUUGGGCACUGUUGAUUCAGGUUGUUCAAUUACUUCCUCACGAACAUCAAGCACAAAAGAAAGUGGUAUUGAUCUUAGAAGAGCUGAGUCGCUUGCCGCCAAUAACGAUAACACGGCUCCAGCUACCAGAAAAACGUGUCUGGACCGACCUACCUUUCCUCGGGGUAUGCAUGAGAGAUGACUGGGCUUCGCCCACUUGGAAGGGUAGCCUCCCGGAUAAGGAUUCUGCACAGCAAUGGAUCAAUCAGAAUUCUUUCGCAGCACGUCUCCUGAACACAGGCCUCGCCCGGUGGCCUAAUUUCGCCGUCUGGGAAGUGCGCGCUGUUCUUGAGGAACCUGCUAUGCAUAGGACGGCUAUGAAUUGCAACGUUGCAACGGCGGCGGAAUGGAUCCUCCACGGUGGGGAGGCGGUGUUCAGUUACAUGAGUAAGGACAUGGAUGAAGACGAGGCCCGUUGGGUGGCAGCCGGGAGUCUAUUCCCAGGCAAGUCUGGAUCGCUCCGCGAGAGAUGGAAGUUCUGGAAGAUUCGCUUCUCUGAGGUCAGCCAGCAGGUCGAUGAGGAUGUUCGGGAACAAGCGAUCCGGGCAGUGGAAAAGAUGGAGAAGCUUGAGCAGGGCGGGACCUAG